This is a messenger RNA of Equus quagga, 6648 nucleotides long. Its product is annotated as collagen alpha-4(VI) chain-like. The transcript is spliced from 35 exons. The record is from RefSeq and is a predicted model, not a curated record. Lineage: Eukaryota; Metazoa; Chordata; Mammalia; Perissodactyla; Equidae. The coding region runs from base 1 to 6648 and encodes 2215 amino acids.
AUGGAGACUUGGAAGACGUUUUGGGGGCUCAUCUUCUUUGCAACUAAUUUUGGUUUUAUCAAGUCACAGAGAAUUGUCUGCAGGGAGGCCUCUGUGGGAGAUGUCGUGUUGCUGGUGGAUGCCAACGUCAACCCCCAGCAUGCCCGCAGCAUGAGGAACUUCUUGUACACCCUGGUAAAUGGCUUCAAUAUCAGCAGAGAGACCAUCCGUGUGGCGCUGGCCCAGUACAGCGAUGUGCCCCAUUCAGAGUUCCUACUUUCCACCUACCACCGCAAAGGCAAUGUGUUGAGACACAUUCAGAAGGUUCAGUUUAAGCCUGGGGGCAACAAGUUGGGCCUGGCCCUGCAGUUCCUUCUAGAUGACCACUUCCAGGAAACAGCAGGGAGCCGGGCAAGCCAGGGUGUGCCUCAGGUAGCCGUGGUGAUCAGCAGCGGCCCAGCUGAGGACCACGUGUGGGAACCUGCUGAGGCAUUUAUGAGGGCAGGCGUCCUGCUUUAUGCCGUUGGCCUCAGAAAGGGAGCGUUGGCAGAGCUCCGGGAGAUUGCCAGUAGUCCUGUGGAGAAAUUUACCUCCUUUGUUCCCAACUUCUCUGGUCUGGACAGUCUCGCUCAGAAGCUUCAGCAGGAGCUCUGUGAUAUUUUGGCAAAGGCAGCUCAACCUGCUGACCAUGCCUCUCCAGCUUGCAGAGAAGCAGUCCUGGCGGACAUUGUCUUCCUAGUAGACAGCUCAACCAGCAUUGGACCACAGAACUUCCAGAAAGUGAAGAACUUCCUUCGCUCUGUUGUCUUGGGGCUUGACAUUGGUAGUGACCAGGUCCAGGUGGGACUUGCUCAGUAUAAUGACAACAUCUACCCAGCCUUUCAGUUGAACCAGUACCCUCUGAAGAGUGUGGUCCUGGAGCAGAUCCAGAAUCUACCCUACCGUACAGGAGGCACAAACACAGGGAGUGCCCUGGAGUUUAUCAGGACCAACUACUUGACUGAGGCAGCUGGAAGCCGGGCCAAGGACAGGGUUCCUCAGAUAGUUAUCCUGGUGACAGAUGGGGAGUCAAACGAUGAAGUCCAGGAGGCAGCUGACAGGUUGAAAGAAGAUGGAGUUCUUGUGUACGUGGUAGGAGUCAACGUCCAGGAUAUCCAGGAGUUGCAAAAAAUAGCCAGUAAGCCAUUUGAGAAGUUUCUCUUCAGCACUGAAAACUUCAACAUCCUGCAGGAUUUCUCAGGAAGCAUUCUUCAGACUCUGUGCUUGGCAGUGGAGGGUGAAAUAAAAGAAUCCACCCAGGCCUAUGCAGAUGUGGUUUUUCUUGCUGACACCUCACGGAACACAUCAUGGACCAGUUUCCAGUGGAUGCAGAAUUUCAUCUCCAGAGUUGUUGGCAUGCUGGAUGUUGGCAGGGAUAAGUACCAGAUUGGGCUGGCUCAGUAUGGUGAUCAAGGUCACACUGAGUUUUUGUUCAAUACGUACCAGACCAAGGAUGAGAUGAUUGCUCACAUCCACGAACACUUUGUGCUCCGGGGUGGCUCCAGGAGGACAGGCAAAGCUCUGCGAUACCUUCAUCAGACCUUCUUCCAGGAGGCAGCGGGAAGCCGGUUUCUCCAGGGCAUUCCCCAAUAUGCAGUGGUCAUUACCUCAGGCAAAUCUGAGGAUGAGGUCCAGGAUGCUGCACAGACAUUGAGGGAAAAAGGCGUGAAAGUCAUGUCUGUGGGCGUACAGGACUUUGACAGGAGAGAACUGGAGGGGAUGGGGACCCCACCCCUUAUUUAUGAAAUGCAAGGACAAGAUGGAGUCAGACAGAUGAUACAUAAUGUGAAUGCGGUGAUUCAAGGGACUGGGCAGCCCGAGUUCAGCACUCAGGCAGAGAAAGAGGCUGCAGUAGUGUGUCCAGUUGCUAUCCCAGCUGACUUAGUAUUCCUCAUUGAGGAAUUUAGCAGGGCUGGACGAUUGAAUUUCCAACAAGUUGUCAAUUUCUUGAAGACCACCAUCAGCUCUCUAAGCAUUCAUCCUGAUGCUGUGAGAAUUGGCUUGGUCUUCUACAGUGAGGAACCACAACUUGAGUUUUCACUGGAUACAUUUCAGAAUUCAGCCAAAGUCUUGGAGCGUUUGGACAAAUUAACCUACCAGGGACAAAGAGGAAGGAUCAAGACUGGGGCUGCUUUGGAUUUCCUAAGAAAUGAGGUUUUCAUUCAGGAGAAGGGCAGCCGGUCCAAGCAAGGUGUACAGCAGAUAGCUGUGGUCAUCACGGAUGGCUUCUCCCAAGACAAUGUGUCCAGACCGGCUUCUCUCCUCCGGAGGGCAGGGGUUACUAUCUAUGCAGUGGGCACCCAGCUUGCCUCAGAGAGUAAGGACCUGGAGAAGAUAGCCUCAUAUCCUCCUUGGAAGCAUGUCAUCCUCCUGGAAUCAUUUUUGCAACUCUCCGUUGUGGGAAGCAAGAUUAAGAACCAGCUCUGCCCUGAGAUUGUGGGCACAAGGGCUUCCAUUUCUAGGAUGGGCAAUGCCCUGCAAGAAGGCUGUGUGCACAUUGAGAAGGCAGAUAUUUACUUCCUUAUAGAUGGAUCUGGCAGCAUCAAUCAAGAAGAUUUUCUUGAAAUGAAGGCAUUCAUGAAAGGGGUGAUAAACGAGUUCCAUAUAGGACCUGACAGAGUACGGUUUGGAGUUGUUCAGUACUCAGAUGGAAUUAAUAGUCAAAUUAUCCUCAGCCAGUAUUCCAGUGCAGCAAGGAUGAAGGUAGCCAUUGAUGGCAUCCAGCAGAGGGGAGGCGGCACCAUGACAGGUCGGGCCUUGAGUAAUAUGGCUCGAGUCUUUGCAGACACUGCUCGCAGCAAUGUACCUUGGUAUCUCUUAGUCAUCACUGAUGGUAAAUCUGCGGAUCCGGUGGCUGAAGCUGCAGAGGCACUGAGGGGAGAUGGAGUCAUCAUUUACGCUAUUGGAGUCAGAGAUGCUAACACUAUUCAACUUAAGGAGAUAGCUAAAGACAAGAUGUUUUUCGUGCAUGAGUUUGACUCCUUGAAGUCCAUUCAACAAGAAGUGGUACGGGAUGUCUGCUCCUCAGAGACCUGUAAGAAAAGGAAAGCUGACAUUAUCUUCCUGAUAGAUGGUUCAGAAUCCAUCUCCCCAAAAGACUUUGAAAAGAUGAAGGCAUUCAUGAAGAGGAUGGUGAGCCAAUCCAAUAUAGGUGCUGAUGAAAUUCAGAUUGGCCUUUUGCAGUUCAGCUCAAGCCCCCAGGAAGAAUUCAGGCUCAACCAAUACUUCUCAAACGUGGAUAUUCAGCGAGCCAUCGAGAAUGUUCAGCAAAUCUAUCAUGGCACCUACACUGGGAAAGCCCUUGAUUUCACUCUGCCCUUUUUUGACAGUUCAAGAGGAGGGAGACCCAGUGUUCCUCAGUAUUUGAUUGUGAUCACCGAUGGGGUGGCCCGGGAUGAUGUAGCCGUACCCGCUAAGGCUCUCAGGGACAGAAAUGUAAUUAUUUUUGCCAUUGGGGUGGGAGAAGCCAAAAACUCUCAGCUCUUGGAGAUUACCAAUGACCAGGACAAAGUGUACUAUGAAGAAAAAUUUGAGUCCUUGCAGAACCUGGAGAAGGAAAUUCUUUAUAAGGUCUGCACUCCACAAGGAUGCAACGUAGAGUUGUCUGUAGGAAUUGAUAUCUCCUCCCCCACAAGGCAAGUUCAGCAGAAGCUUCAAAGGUUGCUGCCACAGCUGAUGCAACAGCUGGCCUUGCUUUCCAACAUCAGCUGUAGCGUUUCUGGGCAGUUCAACAUGAUGUUCCGCUAUUUGGUUCCUGGCCCAAAUGGGCAGCUUAUCUUUGACUCAGGCUUUGAGAAGUACAAUGAUGAGAUCAUUCAGAAGUUCUUGGUUCAUCAGGCUGCCAAGAGCAGCCAUUUGGAUGUGGAUUUUUUGCAGUCCCUGGGAGAUAAUUCUAUUCGCCUCUCUUCUGCUAAAGUGAAGGUCCUCUUAGUGUUUACAGAUGGACUGGAUGAUGAUUUAGAGAGACUGAAGAAAACAUCGGAGCUUCUCCGCAGCAAAGGAUUCUCUGGACUCCUCAUUAUUGGCCUGGAGGGUGUGCAUAGAUUAGAAGAGCUCCAGGAGCUAGAAUUUGGCAGAGGAUUUGCAUAUAACCAACCUCUGAGUGUCAAACUGCGAUCCCUCUCAAGCAUCUUAGUGAAGCAACUUAACACAAUCGUAGAAAGAACAUGCUGCAAUAUGUGUGUAAAGUGUUUUGGAGAAGAUGGGCACAGAGGUGAUGGUGGGAGCCCUGGCAGGAAGGGAGAGAAGGGUUCUGACGGAUUACCUGGUUAUCCUGGUGAAGAAGGUGGACGUGGAGAAAGAGGCCCCCAAGGUCUUCCUGGACUCCGAGGUGAGGAAGGAUGCCGGGGUAUAAAAGGACCUAAGGGAGCAAGAGGAUUUUCGGGAGAGAAGGGAAGCCUUGGUGAUGAUGGUGUUGAUGGCUUGGAUGGAGAACAGGGUAAUCGUGGAGUCCCAGGGUCAUCUGGAGAAAAAGGAAAUAGGGGAAAUAGGGGCUUGAUGGGACCACCUGGACGACCUGGAGAGCAUGGACAGCCUGGGUUAAGGGGCGAUCCUGGGGAUCCUGGAAUUGAUAAUUACAUCCAAGGUCCUAAGGGAGAAAAAGGAAGGCAUGGACAUCAGGGAAGCUCUAGUUUCAGUGGACCUCAGGGAGAAGCUGGAAAUGUUGGCCCCCAGGGGUCAAGAGGAAGACGAGGUCAGCCAGGGUUGAAGGGUGUACAUGGAGAAUCCGGUGAACAGGGUUACCCAGGAGAGCUUGGGUAUCCAGGCCCACAGGGACCAAGAGGAAGGCAAGGAGUACCAGGAACUUUUGGACAGAAAGGUUCACAGGGUGCUCAGGGGAAUCCUGGGCCUCCAGGGCCUAAUGGUUCAAAAGGAAAAGCUGGACCAAGAGGAAUGAAGGGAGAGCUCGGUGAUGAAGGGGAAAGAGGCCCACGGGGUCAACAAGGACCAAGAGGGCAACCUGGUCUUUUUGGUCCAGAUGGAUAUGGACGUCCAGGAAGAAAAGGAACAAAGGGUGAACCCGGAUUUCCUGGCUAUCCUGGAGUACAAGGAGAAGAUGGUGACCCGGGCCACCAAGGAGAGAAGGGGGCAAAGGGAAUCAGAGGGAAGAGGGGCAAUGCUGGCUUUCCUGGAUUUGUCGGAAUUCCAGGUGACCGAGGCCCACCGGGACCAAGGGGCAUCAAGGGCCCCAAAGGUUUGGUAGAUAUGACGCCGUGUGAAAUCAUCAAUUUCAUGCAAGAAAAUUGCCCUUGUUCAACAGGUAUUUCCAAAUGUCCAGCGUUCCCCACCGAAGUGGUCUUUGCCUUGGACAUGUCAAAUGAUGUCUCCCAGUUGGAUUUUGAGAGGAUGAGAGACAUUUUAUUAUCUCUGUUGAUGAAGAUGGAAAUAAGUGAGAGUAACUGCCCAACAGGUGCCCGAGUGUCCAUUGUUUCGUACAACACCAAAACAGAUUACCUGAUUCGCUUCUCAGACUACAAGAGGAAGCCUGCGCUCCUGCAAGCGGUCAGGAAAAUCCCCCUGGAAGUGUCAUCUGGCAGCAGGAAACUUGGGGACGCCAUGAGGUUUGUAGCAAGACACGUAUUCAAACGUGCGCGCUCAGGCCUGCUCAUGAGGAAUGUGGCUGUGUUCUUCCAGGCGGGCUGGGCCCAUGAUACAGAUUCCAUCAGUACUGCCACACUGGAGCUCAGUGCACUGGACAUCAUCCCUGCAGUCAUCGCCUUCACAGAGGAGCACAACCUCCCAGAUGCUCUGCUGAUGGAUGGAGCCAACAGAUUUCACCUGUUUGUCUGGGAGACCAAGGGCCAGCAGGACGUGGGGCAUGUGGCCCGCUGCACUCUCUGCUAUGACAAGUGCCGACCAGCCCCAGAGUGCAGGCUGGGCACUUCCGGGCCCCUGGCUGUGGACGUGGACGUGGCAUUCGUGGUGGACAGCUCCCACGGCGUUGGCGCCGACGAGUACCGCGCCGCCUUGAGGCUAGUGGAUGCUGUGCUCGACGACCUGGAGGUGGCUGUGCAGCCCAGCACGUCCCCCAGUGGGGCGCGCGCAGCCCUGGUGAUGCACACCACUCCUGGCUUCCUGCCGGGCGCCGGGCGCCCCCCUGUGCUCGAGGGCUUCCACCUGACCUCCUACGGCCACCGGACACAGAUGCAGAGGCAUGUCCGCGAGGCGUUGGGCCGCCCCCUGAACGGAGCCCCUGCCCUGGGACAUGCCCUGGAGUGGACGCUGGAGAAGGUGCUCUUGGCAGCCCCGGUGCCCAGGAGAGCGCGGGUCCUCUUCGCCAUCGUGGCCAGCGAGACCAGCAGCUGGGACCGUGAGAAGCUAAAGACUCUAUCCCUGGAGGCCAAGUGCAAGGGCAUCACUCUAUUUGUGCUGGCCUUGGGCCCAGGCGUGGGGACCCGCGAGCUGGCCGACCUGGUCCACGUGGCCAGCCUCCCUUCAGAGCAGCACCUGCUGCGCCUUGAAGGAAUCUCAGACCCAGAGGUGACCUACGCCCGCAGAUUCACCCGGGCCUUCCUGAAUCUCCUAAAACGUGGAACAAACCAGUACCCACCCCCAGAGCUCACUGAAGAAUGUGGGGGCCCGAAACGAGGGGACACUCGGAGGCGAGGAAUUACACCUCUCAAGAGGUAG